Chrysemys picta bellii (western painted turtle) is the source of this 877-nucleotide messenger RNA. It is a transcript of the gene MCEE, whose product is annotated as methylmalonyl-CoA epimerase. The record is from RefSeq and is a predicted model, not a curated record. Gene Ontology annotation, biological process: L-methylmalonyl-CoA metabolic process. Gene Ontology annotation, cellular component: mitochondrion. Gene Ontology annotation, molecular function: methylmalonyl-CoA epimerase activity. NCBI's taxonomy places the organism in Eukaryota, Metazoa, Chordata, Testudines, Emydidae.
CUAAAUAUAGGGGUAAAAACAAGCUAUACAAAGUACACCUGUCAGAGGAACAGGGUGUACUGACAACGGUGGAGGGCGUGGAAGGAGAAUUGCACCUGGCAAAGAUAUUUAGGAGGAAAGUGCAGAUCACACAUGCUGAGUAGGUGGCUCCUCGACACUGACUCAGUGGAUAGGACAUGGGACUUAGCCAAGAAUCCUGGCUUGUAUUUUUUUUUGACUCUGCCAUAGAUUUGUGUGAUGUUUGGGCUUCUUACCAGAUUGCAAACUACAGCACCCACAGUACGGACUUUAUCAAUGUCACACUCCUUGACUCAAAAAGUUCCAUGCUCUUUGUGGAAACUGGGGCGACUCAAUCAUGUAGCAAUUGCGGUACCCAAUUUGGAGAAGGCCCAGUCUUUUUACAAGAGUGUUUUAGGAGCCCAGGUGAGUGAGGCAGUUCCUCUUCCUGAACAUGGCGUCUACACUGUUUUUGUGGAGCUGGGAAACACAAAGCUAGAACUGCUGCACCCUCUGGGAGAAAAAAGUCCAAUUGCAGGCUUUCUGCAAAAAAACAAGGCUGGAGGAAUGCAUCAUAUCUGCAUUGAGGUUGAUGAUAUAAAAGCAGCUAUGACAGAACUGAAGGAAAAGAAGAUCCGAAUAUUGAGCGAAGAGCCCAAAAUAGGGGCGCAUGGCAAACCAGUGAUUUUUCUCCACCCUAAAGAUUGUGAUGGAGUCCUUGUAGAACUUGAGCAAGCCUGAGCUGUAAUCCUAAAAGAUGAAACUAUGAACUAAUUGCAAACCUAAUGAGAUGGUGUUGGAAUUCGUAUUAUGCCUUGCACUGUGUAAAAGUCAUUGUACUUGAUUCUUUCUUGUUGAUUAAACACAUUACAGCUCUUAA